AGAGAACAUUUCAUCAACAUAUACUUUGUAAUUGUCAUAUUGAAAGAUACGAAAUGACAACUGAUAAUAAUCCUUCAAAUUGUGUAAACAAUUCACCAAUAUCUAUUAAACCAUCAAUGGAUAGAUUGCCAAAAUGUUCUAUAACAGAUUUUUAUUACUUAUUGCGUUUAUUUAUAUCUGAAUUAAUUGGUACUGGGACAUUAUGUUUUGUUGCUGUAUUAUAUAGUUUUCCACCAACUAUUAAUCCAGUAUCUGAUUGUAUUAUUGUAUUUUUUACAUUUUCUUGGAUUGUAUGGAUAUUUGGACCGAUAAGUGGAGCACAAAUUAAUCCAAUAGUAACUAUUGCAUUCUUUAUUACAAGAAAAAUAACAAUAAUACAUACUAUCCUAUUUAUAAUAUCACAAUUAGUUGGUGCAAUUUUAGGCGCAUUUAUAGCUAGAAGUUUAUUGCCUAAUGAUUUAACACAAUUAAAUAAAAUUGGUUUAGUUAUGAAAAAUCCAUUAAUAUCACAAGGUAACGCUGUUGGAUUUGAACUUUUUGGUGGAUUUGCAAUUGUAUUAGCUAUUCUAGCUACAACUGAUGAAUUUCGUCCAAAUAUAUGGACAGCUGGAUUAUUUACUAGUUUACCAUUUCAAAUGGGAGUUGUUCAUGCCCUAUUAGUUGGAAUAUUAGUAAGCUAUUUAAUAAUUCAUAUUAUUUAUAAAUUAUUCAUAAUAAUUGUAUUCAAUUGUAGCCUGACAUACUAAUAGUAUUUUUGAAAUCAUAUAUCACUUAAAUAUUGUUUUCAUAUAAAAAUCAAAAAAUAGUCUAGUAAACAGAUACGUUUAUAUGCUUAUUAAACUAGAUGUCAUCUUGUAGACUAAAAGUGACAUGUUUUCUGAUAAUCUUCGUCUUCUUAUUACAUUAUCGGGAUUGAAAUGUUUUACUUCAUGUGUAAAAGUUCUUUUUUUUAAACUAUACAAACCAAAAAAUUAACUGAAUCGGAACAGAAUCGUCUAUAGAAAAUUGUUAAUACAAAACAGUAACCAAUUUUAUUGUUACUUGCUUACUUACUUACGUCUGUUACUUCUAAUGGAGCAUAGGCCGCAGACCAGCAUUCUCAAACCCACUCUGUACUGGACCUUUUCUAGUUCCAUCAAAUCCUUGUCUUUCUCCAUUUCCCGGUGUAGUGUAUUCUUUGGUCUUCCUCUCCUACUUUGACCUUCAGGAUUUCGAGUGAGGGCUUGCCUUGUGCCACAGUUGUGUGCUUUCCUCAAUCUGUUUACUAUCCACUUCCAGCUCUUCUUCCUGAUUUUUUCUUUCACUGGGAUCUGGUUUGUUCUUUCCCACAGUAGGUUGUUGCUAAUAGUGUCCGGCCAACGGAUCCGAAGUAUUUUACGAAGACAGCUGUUAAUAAACACUUGUAUCUUCUGGAUGAUGGAUUUCGUAGUUCUCCAGGUUUCCGCCCCAUACAGUAGAAAUGUCUUGAUAUUUGUAUUGAAAAUUUUAUUGUACAAACCUUGUAACUACUCAUCAGUAAUAUAAUCUACACAUUAAUGUUCAAAUCCUCAAGUAAAUGUAUGUACGAUUCUACAGCUUUAGUAAUCGAUAUCUUCGACAUGAAAAUUAUCUUCGCUGGAAUAUCUUCAUUCUUUUUAAAUGUAACUACUCGAUCAUCAAACUUAUAUAAAUUGUACAUUAGUAAAAGGAAGUCACUUUUAAUUAAAAAAAUGUCGGUAUGUUGAUUGAAAUUUAAUUAUUAUAUCAUAACUACUUAAAUUAUGAUACUUUUAAAUUAGUUAUAGUUGUCAUGUGCAUUUUCAACGUCCAAGUAGUAUCUGUAAUCUAUUGAGCCAUAAUAUUUUUGUCACGAUUUAAUAAAUAUAUAAAUCUUACCCAAGUAAUAUAACAUUACGGUGUUGAUACGUUAUUUCAUUGGAACACUGAACUUGACAUAAAAUUGAAUGUAAUUUUAACUAAUAAGAGAACUUCUUUAAGGACAAAUGUCUUGCACUCUACAUUGUCAGUACAUAAGACCUAUGUGACAGUUAUUACAACAUACAAUAUUAAGUUUAUAGUUGAAAAACUACUCAAUUUUGUCGAAUGAUUAUGUGAAGAACUUGUUCUGGCAAUAAUCUCUAAGUAGUUGCAUUAUUGUGUAAUUACUGAAGUUUGCCAUUAAUGAGAUAAGUAGCAACUGAUGUUCAUUCUUUAUUCCAUCCAGCAAGCGAAUGAACUAUUUUUUUCUUAACAGAAGAACUGAAUUAGUUGAAGGUUAACAUAUAUUUGAGUGAUUUGGCGAUUAAUAAUGAUAUAUUUAAACUCAUUAUUCUAAGUGAAUGGAUUUAAAGCAGACGAAUAAAAGGCCAAUUGACUGACUUCAAAUUAAUUUUAUGAGAUAUUAAGCCAUGAGAAAAGGAUACGAAUAAAAAAAUUAGUAUGAAUUAUCGGUCAGAUAGUACAUAAUAAGGAGUUAGUUUUCAUUAUGACUAGUUGUCUUUUGAAAAAUCAAUUAAAGUCCAUUUGAUUAAAUACUUCUUAACAUUGUGCGUAUUCUACUUUAAACUGGGUCGAACUCACAAACUUCAGUUUAUGUGAUGAAUACUUGAUCAAAAAUACAGAAAUCCAUAUUUUAGCUUCAUUUAAUUUAAAUAACAGAUUGUUGUAGGGAUUGCUGAGUUUGAAGAAAAAGUUAUCCGUUGAUCCUGAUUUUUCAGUGGUCAAUCUAUGAUUAAAACUUUUAAUUUACCAAUCUCAAAACCUCAUAAUAACAACCAUAAUGUGCUUACCAGUUAACUCCAGAUUGGUCUCUUUUAAGGUUAUUGCCAGUCUGAAGCUUGGAAAAAGGAGGAGGCUUGGUCACAGGGUUGGUUAUUUAGGAAAAAAGAACCUUGCUAAAAUGAACAUUAAAAGUCGCUUACUACUGACUAAAUUUGAAAGGCAGUAUCCUGAGUUCGAGUGAGAAGCUGUGACCAGUCAAGUUCAUUCAUGUCGCAUGUGAGAGAAAUGUCAUUUUCGAUAAUGGAUAGAAGUCAUAUAAUAUUGUGAUUUCACAUAAUUUAGGUAUUAAAAUCAAUGGACUUCAACUUAUUUAAAGGUUGAGGGCUCAUUACAAGGAAUAAAGGUUUUGAGUUAUGUCCUUGUUGUGGUCACAGAUGUAUAUUACUAAAAUGUCCCAUAUUAGGACAUAAAAUCUGUUCAGUGCCUCUUGUUUUUUAAAGGUUGUGUAAACAAAGUCAGCCAGUGAUGCGAAACUUCAAAUUCAUUUAAUUUGUGAUAUUACUUAAUUUAUACUUCUAGUUUUAAUUGUGUUUUCAAUCAUUUUUCAUCGUGAAAAUUCCUUUCGUACUUUAUGAAGCCUUAAAAAAUUUAUUCUAUUCAUUGAUAAACAAAUGAAAGGUUAAAAAUGUGAACCUAUUAAAGAGCCUUCAACCAUUUUGUUAUUAUCAUACUGAAAAAUGAAUUCGUGUUAGUUAAGUUUACUUCUGUGUUUAGAUUUAGGUUUGUAAAGUUCAGUUGGAAAAUUGAUUACUACCCAUUGUGUAAACACAAAAAGGAAAUAGACAUGAGUUUGUUGAAAAGAGACCUCUUUGUUGAAUUCCAUUAUGUCAAAAUUCAUAUCAAAAUUAACAAACUCAUAUCUAGAGUUAACACUAGGCAGUACAAUAAUCAAAAAGAUGUCUUAUUAGAAAACAUUAAAAGAAAGGUGUUCUCAGUUAGCUCAUCGUUAAAAUAAUAUUGUUAAUAGUGAUUAUUGCAUUGAUAAGCAUUAGACUUACCAAUAAGUUAUGCAUGUCAGUAAUUUGAUUAAAAAUAAGUUAAGAAUUUGUUUCUGUCAGUUGUGUUUUCAUGGGUUUUAGUAGUAAAACUUUUAUUGUUCUUAUCAAUGAUAUGAAAGUUAAGGAAGUAUACACUUAGUAUCUCACUCUGAAGUCGAUCUUUUAAAUUCUAAAAUUCUAUCAGAUUUUUACCAGAUUUUCAUAAGUUUUCUAAAUAGUUUCCAGACUGUGUUGUUUUAACUUAAAUAUAUACCAACAAGCCGUAACAUAGUCCAUUAGUGCUAAAACAUCAUAACUGGUAUGAAUAUCAAACUAUAUAACUUGUCAUCAGUAGAUUUCACGAUCAUUAAACUGAAAGUCAUCACACUGAACUUUCUACUUCAGAAAAGAGAUUUUUCCAAGUUUAUAUUUGUCAAGUCAGUGACAAGGAUCGAUAAAACUCAUUAACAGACAUAUUCUUACUGAUUUACGAACAACUUGAUAUUUAUUAUAAUUCUAAUAAACAGUAUAUUUUAUAUAUUAAAAGUGAUGGAAACUGUUAAUUGGUUGUAAUAUUUGCCUAACUCCGAUUUCAGUAGAUUGGAAAUAACUUAUGUUGUCAUUAUAAAUUAUUUGUUUCUCAUCAAUUUAGUGACAGUUAAUGAUUUUUGUUUAGGCUAGAUAUUCUGGAGCUGGUUUAAAUCCUGCACGAUGUUUGGGUACAGCUGUCGUUGCAAACGACUUCACUGACUUGUGGGUAUAUCUUGUUGGUCCAUUAUGUGGUUCCUUAAUUGCUGUAAUUCUUUAUGAAGUAGUCUUGUCACAUGGUGUUUCUUUACAUAGACUAAAAGCUUGGUUGACCAAUCCAAAUUUCGAUCGCAAUGUGGAUUAUACUUCUAGAAAUGAAGUAUUUAGUGAUUAAGAAAGAAUGUAAAAUCAUAUUGUCCACUGAUCAACCAAAAAGAUAUUUGUACAUAAUAAUCGAAACGAUUGUCAUGUAAACACUCACAAACUAAACAAAGUAGUUAUAUUUUAUCUUUAAUGUUGUCACACAUGCACAGAUAUUAGUUAAUUUC
Schistosoma margrebowiei is the source of this 4813-nucleotide messenger RNA. The record is from the annotation of a GenBank genome assembly. NCBI's taxonomy places the organism in Eukaryota, Metazoa, Platyhelminthes, Trematoda, Strigeidida, Schistosomatidae.